Molecule: messenger RNA, 945 nt
Organism: Symbiodinium pilosum
Lineage: Eukaryota; Dinophyceae; Suessiales; Symbiodiniaceae
Source: the annotation of a GenBank genome assembly
AUGUGCGAGCCAGCCAUCACGCAGAGAUCGUCAGCAAAGCAGAAGGAGAAGUUUGCGCAGGAACUUGCGCGAGCCCAGCUACCUGAGCACUCCAUCUGGUUCCGCGGCUCACGCUGCUGCCGACUGUACUCAGCUGUUCGCUUUACUGUUUUGCCGAUUCGGAAAACUACCUGGCCGCUGCCGCAAGUGGCAGCAUUCGUGCAGGAGUAUGCCGAAAUGCCAGUUCCCUCACUGCAGGCUUUGUGCCGACAAGUGGGAGUCAGCAGGUGCACCACAAGCAAGACGCUCUUCAAGUGGCUUCUGGGGCAGGAAGCUGCGCUGGGGUAUGCGCGCAUGCAAAGGUGCAAGCUUCGAGGCGCUCUUGAAGGCGACGGCACCUGCUUGAAGUUGUUCAGGCGGGCCCAGGCAAACUUCCACGUGGCUCUGUGGGGUUUGGUGGAAAGGCCUGGAAGUGCCCAAAAUCCGAAGUGCCUCAUCUACUUGCUGCCAGUGAAGAAAACUGCAGCAAACAGCGUUUGUCCUGUUGAAUCUCGUGCAGAUAUCCUGUCCACAGGGGGCCUAGAGCAGAUCGAACGGUGCCUUCGCAGUGGCCGCGAUACCAAGAGCCUCCUUCUCACGGACGGGGCGCAGGUCUACGGAAGACUGGCCAAGGAAUACGGCCUGUCUCAUCGGUUUGUGGUGCACAGCAAAGGGCAGUUCUCGGAGAUGCAGAGUGCUGGCAGACACGGCCGUGUGAGAGUGAACACUGGUCUCAUCGACCAAACGUGGACGGACGUGAAGGGCUUCGUACCGAAGUGCCUCACCGCAGGCACCAAGAAUAGUGAUGAGCCGAGCUACAACCCGCAUUUGUUCCAGUACCUCUACGCAUGGUGGCUGCGCAAAAACACACCAGAGGCGAAGGAACGCCUUGCGAUGAUUGGCAGAGCUUUGCGUGGGGCAGCAUGA